Messenger RNA from Molossus molossus (Pallas's mastiff bat), 1897 nucleotides. RefSeq names its product potassium inwardly rectifying channel subfamily J member 4 (gene KCNJ4). The record is from RefSeq and is a predicted model, not a curated record. Gene Ontology annotation, biological process: potassium ion import across plasma membrane; regulation of monoatomic ion transmembrane transport. NCBI's taxonomy places the organism in Eukaryota, Metazoa, Chordata, Mammalia, Chiroptera, Molossidae. Gene Ontology annotation, molecular function: inward rectifier potassium channel activity. Bases 96 to 1427 code for a protein of 443 amino acids. The transcript has 2 exons. Gene Ontology annotation, cellular component: plasma membrane.
GAGAAUUUCAGCCAGAGGGACAGCCAGUGUAUAGAACCAGAGAUAGGAAUAAACCUGGCCUGUGUCUUCCCAGGUGACCACCCCUGCCUCAGGACAUGCUGGGGCACAGCCGCAACGGGCAGGCCCACGUGCCCCGGCGGAAACGCCGCAACCGCUUCGUCAAGAAGAACGGCCAGUGCAACGUCUACUUCGCCAACCUGAGCAACAAGUCGCAGCGCUACAUGGCGGACAUCUUCACCACCUGCGUGGACACGCGCUGGCGCUACAUGCUCAUGAUCUUCUCCGCGGCCUUCCUCAUCUCCUGGCUCUUCUUCGGCCUCCUCUUCUGGUGCAUCGCCUUCUUCCACGGCGACCUGGAGGCCAGCCCGGUGGUGGCCACGGCGGGGGCCCCGGUGGGCAGCGGCGGGGCAGCGCCAGCCACCCCCAAGCCGUGCAUCAUGCACGUGAACGGCUUCCUCGGCGCCUUCCUGUUCUCGGUGGAGACGCAGACGACCAUCGGCUACGGGUUCCGGUGCGUGACGGAGGAGUGCCCCUUGGCGGUCAUCGCCGUGGUGGUGCAGUCCAUCGUGGGCUGCGUCAUCGACUCCUUCAUGAUCGGCACCAUCAUGGCCAAGAUGGCGAGGCCCAAGAAGCGGGCGCAGACACUGCUGUUCAGCCACCACGCGGUCAUCUCGGUGCGAGAUGGCAAGCUCUGCUUGAUGUGGCGCGUGGGCAACCUGCGCAAGAGCCACAUCGUGGAGGCCCACGUGCGGGCCCAGCUCAUCAAGCCCUACAUGACCCAGGAGGGCGAGUACCUGCCGUUGGACCAGCGGGACCUCAACGUGGGCUAUGACAUCGGCCUGGACCGCAUCUUCCUGGUGUCGCCCAUCAUCAUCGUCCACGAGAUCGAUGAGGACAGCCCGCUGUACGGCAUGGGCAAGGAGGAGCUGGAGUCUGAGGACUUCGAGAUCGUGGUCAUCCUGGAGGGCAUGGUGGAGGCCACCGCCAUGACCACCCAGGCCCGCAGCUCCUACCUGGCCAGCGAGAUCCUGUGGGGCCACCGCUUUGAGCCCGUGGUCUUCGAGGAGAAGAGCCACUACAAGGUGGACUACUCGCGCUUCCACAAGACCUACGAGGUGGCCGGCACGCCCUGCUGCUCCGCCCGGGAGCUGCAGGAGAGCAAGAUCACCGUGCUGCCCGCCCCGCCGCCCCCGCCCAGUGCCUUCUGCUACGAGAAUGAGCUGGCCCUCAUGAGCCAGGAGGAAGAGGAGAUGGAGGAGGAGGCGGCGGCUGCGGCUGUGGCCGCCGGCCUGGGUCUGGAGGCAGGUUCCAAGGAGGAGGCGGGCAUCAUCCGAAUGCUCGAGCUUGGCAGCCACCUGGAUCUGGAGCGCAUGCAAGCCAGCCUCCCACUGGACAACAUCUCCUACCGCAGGGAGUCGGCCAUCUGACCUCCAGGCCCCUCAUCGCCUCCCGCUAGAGCCUCUGCUGGGGGGGAGAUGCCAGGACGCCCCCUCCACACUCAGGGCAGAGCUGACCCUGGCUCCAUGGACCUUCUGGAGGGAGGUGGGUGCUUCACAACUGGGGGACCCCUUCCUAGUGACUCUAGAACUCAGGCCUGGGAAGGGACCCAGAAAACCCUCAGCCCUGUCAACCCGAGUUCCCCAACGCCUACCUGCUGGUGGUGCGGGGACCCCAGCCUCACCACACUUUCCCCACUGACCCUCAAAGACGUGCCCCCUUUGUUCUCAGAACCUUGGGGAAAGCCGCUGGACUCUGGAGGGUGGGCUUCGUAGGGUCCGGGGUGGGCAGGGGUUCGUUUUGGGGGAGGGAGGGGUGUGCGUUUCUUUUGCAUGACUGUGAUCUGUUGCUCAUGACUUUCUUUUGUAAAUAUCUAUAAAUGGGGAGAGAUGGAGGCACC